AUGCGUGCGGGGGGCACGCACGCAUGUACGGGGGGUGCUGUUGUGACCCAGGCCCAAAUUACUACAGGCUACAAUUUAAAAGAUGAUCGUUGUGAAUGUGUGGCACUUCAAGAUUUUAAAGCUGGUGAACAGAUUUACAUUUUUUAUGGCACUCGGUCAAAUGCUGAAUUUGUGAUCCACAGUGGAUUUUUCUUUGAUAAUAAUUCACAUGACAGAGUGAAAAUAAAGCUUGGAGUAAGUAAAAGUGACAGGCUGUAUGCUAUGAAGGCAGAAGUCUUAGCUCGUGCUGGAAUCCCAACUUCCAGUGUUUUUGCUUUGCAUUCAACGGAACCUCCAAUCUCUGCUCAACUACUGGCUUUUCUUAGAGUAUUUUGUAUGACUGAAGAUGAGCUGAAAGAACACUUGAUAGGGGAGCAUACUAUUGACAGAAUCUUCACCCUUGGUAAUUCAGAAUUUCCAGUGAGCUGGGACAAUGAGGUGAAACUCUGGACUUUCCUGGAAGCCAGGGCAUCUCUUCUCUUGAAAACCUACAAGACUACUGUUCAAGAUGACAAAUUCAUUUUGGAAACACAAGACCUUACCCGUAACGCAACUAUGGCUAUUAAAUUGCGUUUAGGAGAAAAAGAAAUUUUGGAAAAAGCAAUAAAAAGUGCUACUGCUAAUCGGGAGUACUAUAGCAAACAAAUGGCAGAAGAAGCACCCCUUCGAUAUGAAGAAAGUAAUGUUGCCUUGCUGGAGAACACUGUGGCAGACUCGAGCCUCCCAAUUGUCCUGAGAAAUUUGGAUGAAGAGACAGAGGAGGGGGGAAAAAUAUCUUUUAUCUCAGGAUUCAAGGAGAGAAUCUUAGACCCUCAAGCUGUACGGAUGGCCGUCAAACCAAGCUACCCAUGCAGAAGACUCCUGGGCAGCAGAAGUGGAGAAGACCCUGAGAAAGGAAUCAAGAGCCGAGAUCUUCCAGGGAUUCUCCCCAAGAGCGGUGAUGAACUAGCUGGAGGCGAUGCCCUGUCUGUUGGGAAGGAGAACGUGGCAUAG
Pantherophis guttatus is the source of this 1032-nucleotide messenger RNA. NCBI's taxonomy places the organism in Eukaryota, Metazoa, Chordata, Lepidosauria, Squamata, Colubridae. The record is from RefSeq and is a predicted model, not a curated record.